Molecule: messenger RNA, 3522 nt
Organism: Thyridium curvatum
Lineage: Eukaryota; Fungi; Ascomycota; Sordariomycetes; Thyridiales; Thyridiaceae
Exons: 3
Coding region: 1-3522 (1173 amino acids)
Molecular function (GO): protein binding
Source: RefSeq, a predicted model, not a curated record
AUGCGGACCUUUACACAGCGCUUCAAAAGACAGUCGACAUCGGCGAGCCACUCGCCGCCGCAGCAGCAGCAGCAGCCGGCGUUUCCCUCCGGGAUCAAGCUCCUCCACAAUCCCGCGGAGGGCGAGAACGCGAAAGUCGACAUCGUCUUCGUGCACGGCCUCACCGGCGACCGCGAGCGCACUUGGACCGCCAGGGGCGCCGAGGCCCCCUGGCCGCAGACCCUCCUCCCCCCGGCGCUGCUCCCGACGGCCGCCCGCGUCCUCACUUUCGGCUAUGACGCCUACGUGGCCGACAUCCGCGGCAUGGUCUCGGAGAACCGGGUCGGCAACCACGGUUCUAAACUUCUGACCUCCUUGGCAUCGUACCGCGAAGAUGAUUGCACAAACGAGCGGCCUGUAAUCUUCGUCUGCCACAGUCUGGGGGGGUUGGUCUGCCAGGACGCUCUGGUGCAGGCUCGGGAGCGGUCUGAGGCGCAUCUCCGACGCGUCCUGCUCUGCACUUUUGGCAUAGCGCUCCUGGGCACGCCGAACCAGGGAUCCGGGCUUGCCCGGUGGGCCGAGCUCCUGGCGCGCAAGUUGGGCGUCCUGAAGCAGACCAACAGCCAGAUCGUGGGCGUCCUGCGCCGAGACUCGGAGGUGCUGGCACGGAUACAGGGGAGCUUCCAGUCCAUGCUGAAGGCCCGGCGGGAAGAGCUUGGUCUGCGCGAUAUCGAAAUCGUAUGCUUCUACGAGGAGCUCCCGCUGCCGGGAGUGGGACUGGUCGUCCUGCCGCAGUCAGCCAGCCUGCCAGGUCACAUCGCGGUUGGGAUACAUGCCAAACACAAGGACAUUGCGAGAUUUGGCAAUGGCGAUGAUCCGGGUUUUGUGGCGGUUGCCCAGGAGUUGCGUCGGUGGGUGAGAGAGAUUGAUCUCACCGAGAGAGAUGUGUUGAUGAUACCCAACGGUCAUAACAACAGUAGCCAGGGUGGAGCCGACAAGCAGUUGGCUUCUCGUGAUUCCUGUGUGCCUUUCCUCGUGCCCUUCACCAGCAAUCCAGACUUUGUUGGUCGUCAGGGAAUUCUCGAACAACUGAGAGACAAGCUCGGCUACCUAGCACCUCGAACGAAGAAUACAUGGCAGCCGAAAGCAGCUCUGUUUGGUCUGGGUGGCAUUGGCAAAACCCAGAUCGCACUCACCUUCUUAUACUGGGUUCGAGAGACGUAUCCAGACGUCUCGAUCUUUUGGGUUCACGCCAGCACGGCCGAGCGGUUCAAGCAAGCCUACGUCUCCAUCGCAGAGGCCUGUCAUACUCCUGGAUGCGGCGAUCCCACAGGCGACAUGCCAUCAUUGGUCAAGAGAUGGCUCCAAGGAAAGGAUAGUGGUCCCUGGAUCAUGGUCAUUGAUAAUGCAGACGACGAGAAUGUGUUCUCUCCCAAUUCAGCAGAGCCGGGAAAUCAAGGAAACCUAAUGGCGCAGUACAUACCUGAAUGUGCCCAUGGAGCUAUCCUCGUUACGACCAGAAACAAGCAAGUGGGUUCCAGACUGGUCAAGGGCAAGUCGCUGAUCGAGGUCGGCCCCAUGGACGAAAUCGAAUCCAACGAGCUCCUGCGAGCUUUCAGUGAACGAGCAGGAGAUCAAGAUUCGCUAACUGAGUACUCGACGUUAUCAGCUCAACUUGAACACCUGCCGCUCGCUCUGGUUCAAGCGGCGGCGUUCAUGCAGGAGAAGAGCAUAUCGGUGACCCAAUACCUCGACCUCCUGAAAAAAAGUGAUCAGCACCUUCUGGAAUUGUUGAGCGAAGAGUUUGAUACGGUCGGUCGGGAACUCGGAACCCCGCGCGCUGUCGCGCAGACGUUCAUACUGUCGUUCGAGCAGAUCCGGAAGAAUGACCACUAUGCUAGCGAUAUCCUCUCUGUAAUGAGCCUCCUCGACCGUCAGGUCAUACCAUGGGCGUUUCUUGACGCCUUCGAUCGGAGGCACAGCCCGUGUAAAGAAGCGCAUGUGAGCGACCUAUGUCUCACUAAGGCCCUCGGUAUUCUGAAGGCGUUCUCUUUGAUCAGUGACGACAGUGGCGGCGAUGGCAGGCAGACUUUCACCAUGCACAGGCUCGUCCAGCUGGCGACGCGCAAGUGGCUCACUCGGAGCCAGCAGUCGCUACGAAACUUCGAGGAGCGCGCCAUUGUCGCCAUGGCAGAGAUCUAUUCUUUCAACAAGUACGACCUAUCUGGAACGUGCCGUGCGUACCUUCCACAUGCUCUAGCGGUUCUAGAGCUGGUGGGCAGCGAAAGGUUGAAUGAGACGAAGGCGAGGGUAGAUAUACUGGUUGAAAUUUCUUGGCUCUUUUUGUCCCAUGGACAAGUCGAGAGAGCGGAAUAUUACACUCUUAAAGCACAGAGUAUCUCCCACGCGCUACCAGACUCGGAGCUUUUGAAUGUUCACAACACUCUAGCCAAAGUGCUAGAUUCAAGAGGCAGGCGGAAAGAAGCUACUCUGGCACAAGAGAAGGUUUGCGAGUUCUACAAGAAGUCAUACGGAGAACAACACGACUUAACCCUGAUUCAACUAGCAUUCUUAGCAUUAUACUAUCACAAGUCAGGGUCACACCAAAUGUCUCGGGAACUUGCAAAAAGUUGCCAAAGUGCAGCAGCAAGAUCCCUCGAAGAGAAACAUCCCACAACACUCGAUCUCAUGGAUCUUCUGGCGAACAUAUAUAUGAAACAAGGACUACGCGAUGAUGCGGUGGCCCUCUCAUCGCGAAUGUUAGAGCUGAGGAAGGAGGUUCUUGGCGAGCAAGACGCCCAGACGCUCUUCAGCAUGGGCCAACUUGUCGACAUGCAUAUAGAGAACCGCAAAUUGGGCGAGGCCCUCGAUCUGGGAGAAAAGCUGGUGCGACUUUGCCCGCAAGUCUUUGGAGAAGGGCAUGUCGUGACAAUGCAGUCCAGGCGCCGGUUAGGGACUAUUCUCUUACAGCUAGGACGCCAGCAAGAGGCCGCGUCUCUGUUGAAGGAGGUGAUGACCUCGAGCAUAGAGAUGAUGGGUCCAGAACAUCCAGAAACUCUCUCCUGCGCCCAUAUCCUCGGCCUAGCACUGUGUGACCUUGGUCGCAUUAAAGAGGCCGAGUUACUCAUUUUUCGAGCGCUGCAGGGCAUAAAGAAGUACGGGGGUCAGGAACAUCCAAACACACUGUUAUUAAAGUGGAACCUCGCCAUCAUCCUGCAGGACCAGGGGCGGCGCUUCGAGGCCAUUACCAUGAUGAGGGACUGUGUCGAUGGCCGUAAAAGAGUGCUUGGUCGAGCUCAUCCUGAUACACGAAGGUCAAUAUUUGCAUUGGCCGACUGGGAAAUGGCAUGGAGGCGGAUUCAUGUCUAUCAGCGGUAUAGGGUAAAGUACAAUGACCACCCUGGUAUUAGAGAUUUCUCUUUUGCCAGUGUGCCUCAGGUGGAUGUGCCACAGCCAUCCGACAUCAGAGGGGGCAGGUCCUCCAAGGACAACCCCAGGGCAAAUUUAGUAUAUGGAGCUAUCUCCCUCUUAGAGGGUUUAUAA